GUUGGACAAGAUAUUCCGGAUAUUCCGAAGCGGUCGACGAUUAGUUGUAUUUCAAUUUCGUGCGGGUUUUCUGCGUUACUUUUAGUGAUAGGAUACAAUAUUCUGUCAUCCCGCUUCUGUCGUCUCAUCGACGUGUGCCGGCGCCGUGGGCCGGCCGGUGAUGUCUCCCGCUCAUCCCUCUGACAGAGCGGCUCGGUCAUGACGGACGCGCCCGGUGCCGAGCCGGCCGCCUCUGCUGCCGCCUCCGCCUCGCGGCUCGAUGGCAAGCCGUUCUUCUGCCGCCAGUGGGCCUUCACAAAAAUCUCUCAAUGUCUGCAGCACAAACAGAGCAAGUUAGGCGGUGCGCUGGUGGUGGGCGGCGUCGGCUCGGGCAAGACGGCGCUCUGCAGCGAGUUAGCGCGUCCGACGGCCGCCACCGGUCGCCAGCUGUCCCUGCAUGCGCGGCUAGUGGCGCACCAUUUCUGCCGCACCGAGCAGGCGGACUCGCUGCGCGCCGGCACGUUCGUGCUGCAGCUGUCAGCGCAGCUGGCGCGCAGCCGACUGCUGCCCGGUUACGCCGAGAAGCUGCGCGACCCGGACGUGAGCGCGGUGCUGACGCCGGUGUUCUGCAGCCGCCAGCCGGAGGAGGCGCUGCGCCGCGCGGUGCUGUUCCCGCUGUUGGAGCUGGACGAGCCGCCGCAGCCGCUGCUGUUCGUGGUGGACGGUGUGGAUGACUCGCACCGGGCGGCGUCCGGCGGCGCGGGCAGCGUGGCCGCUUUGCUGGCCAGUCACCAGCACCUGCUGCCGCGCUGGCUGCUGCUGGUCGUCACCGCUCGACGCUCCAGUCGGGAUGUCACGCGGCUGUUCGCCGGCUUCAGAAAGAUUGUGCUGGACGACCUGCGGAAGGCGAAUGUGGUCACCGACCUGCAGCAGUACAUCCUCAGCCGUCUGGAGCGCGAAGCGGCGCUACGCCAGCACCUCAGCCACGAGACUGCCGAGAUGCUCAACCAGCUCCACAUCAAGAGCAACGGUUGCCUGCUCUACCUGGAGAAGGUUCUCAGUGGUGUGUCAGAGGGCUUCAUCCGGCUCAGUGAGGUCCGAGAGAUACCCGGCACCCUGAACGGGCUCUACCUGUGGCUCAGUCAGCGGCUGUUCACCAAGAAACACUUCCACAAGGCGCUGCCGGUGUUAAACGUGUUGUUGGCGGCGCUUCGACCACUGCCUGUGAGCACAAUAUUCGAGUGCGUGCGGCUCAAGAACGCGGCGGUGACGUGUGACGACUUUGAACGGCGUCUCUCCGUGCUGGCGCGUCUCACGGUGGAUACGACUGACGGCGCGCGGCUACUGUUCCACCACAGCUACGCCGAGUGGCUGACUGACGUCAAAUACUGCACGCAGCGCUUCCUGUGCCAGCCGGAGGCCGGCCACGGCAUGCUGGCCGCCUGGCUGCUGCGGCGGGCGCCCCAGCUGGCACCGGACGAGGUGCAGCUGCUGGCUGAGCACCUGGUGCGGAUGGAGCCGGGCCGGCCGCCGGCUGAGCCGGACCUGCUGCCGCUACUGCUGCUCUGGUCCGGCGCAGAGGUGGAGACCUGUCUCCAGGACGGACAGCCCGACUCGCCGGUCACACUCGAACUGCUGCAGCGGGCGGGAGCGGAGACGGUGCCCCUCACACUACCAGACAGCCGACAGGCGAGCGUGGAACCGACAGGAGACGAUCGGCUGGCUCCACCGGCGGCUGAGGCACAGCCGGGGCUGGAGCUGGAGCCAAGCUCCGAACUGGAGCCGGCGCUCAGCUCUGAGCUAGCGCUGAGCUCUGAACCAGACCGAGCGCCGAGCUCGGAGCUAGAACUGGAGCCGGAGCCGGAGGCGGCGCCUAGCUCUGAGCCGGAGCCGGGGCUGGAGAGUGAGCGGGACGCGGACAGUGACGGCCGACUACUGGAGAUGUACCUGGCGGAGGGCGAGCCGGCCGAACCCGCCGCCGAGCAGGCGCUACUGCUGUCGGCGGCGCGGCAGGGCGACGCCGGCCUGGUGGCGCUGCUUCUCCGCCGCCGAGUGCCCGCCGACUGCGCGGACGCCGCCGGCCAGUCCCCGCUCACACUCGCCGCGAGACACGGCCACGCUGACGUCGUGGCGGCCCUGCUCUCUGCCGGCGCGGCGCCGGACCGGCCGGACGCCGACGGCUGGACCCCUCUGCGCUCGGCCGCCUGGGCCGGUCACACAGCCACGGUGCAGCUACUGCUCAGUGCCGGCGCUACCGUGGACAGUGUGGAUGGUGAGCAGAGAACAGCUCUGCGCGCCGCCGCCUGGGCCGGACACGAUGACAUCGUAUCAGCUCUUCUCUCAGCUGGUGCAGAUGUGAACGGCACUGACCGCGAGGGACGUACGGCGCUGAUCGCCGCCGCCUACAUGGGUCACGUGGAGAUCGUUCGCCGUCUGCUGGACGCCGGGGCGGACAUUGACCAUGCUGACGGUGACGGUCGCACCGCACUGGCCGUGGCCGCGCUGUGUGUGCCUGCCUGUGAGGGCGCCGGACGCGUGGUGGCGCUGCUACUAGAGAGGAACGCUAACGUGAACCAUGAGGAUCGCGAGGGUAUGACUCCGCUGCUGGUCGCCGCCUUCGAAGGGCACAGGGAUGUAUGUGAACUGCUUCUGGAGGCGGACGCGGACGUGGAUCACUCUGACGGCGCCGGCCGGUGCGCGCUCUUCGCCGCCGCCUCGAUGGGCCACCACACCGUGGUACAGCUGCUGCUGUUCUGGGGCUGCUACUGCGACACCAUCGACCCAGAGGGACGCACAGUGCUCAGUGUGGCUGCCGCCCAGGGCUGUAUUCAGACUGUCCGCCUGCUGCUAGACCGGGGUCUAGAUGAGGGUCACCGCGACAACGGCGGGUGGACACCGCUUCACUAUGCCGCCUACGAGGGACACGCCGAUGUGAUUGACGCUCUUCUAGACGCCGGUGCUCGAGUCAAUGAGGUAGACAAUGACGGAAAGCAUGCGCUGAUCCUGGCGGCUCAGGAGGGUCACGUAUCGGCUGUGGCGGCGCUGGUGGAGCGCGGUGCCGAUGUCAAUCUGCGCUCACAUGACGGCAAGACUCCCCUGAGAAUGGCAGCGCUGGAGAGGCAUAAGGACGUGGUGCAUUAUCUGGUGUGCAACGGCGCUGACGCCAGUUAUCGUGACAUGGACGGACGGAGUACGCUCUAUCUGCUGGCUCUGGAUAACCGGACUGCGAUGGCAGCGUUCCUCCUGGACAGCGGAGCGGAUGUCGAGAGCUGUGACCUGGAGGGACGCACUGCGCUGCACGUCAGUGCCUGGCAGGGGCAUACGGAGACUGUGCGUCUACUGCUGCAGCGCGGGGCAGACCCUGACGCCAUUGACGCCGAGCGUCGCACGCCUCUGAUCGGCGCCGCCUGGCAGGGCCGCCCGGCGGUGGUGCGCGCGCUCCUGGCGCAUGGCGCGACUGUGGACCACACCUGCAGCCAGGGAGCGACCGCGCUCUGCAUCGCCGCUCAGGAGGGACACCUCGAGUGUGUGCGCGUGCUGCUGGACCAUUUCGCUGACCCAAAUCACUCAGACAUGCACGGCAGGAGCGCGCUCAAAGUGGCGCUCAAGGGCCGUCACGAGGCGGUAGUGCGUCUACUGGAGGAGUAUGGGGCCAGCAGCGCCGCACCGCCGCCCCAACCGCCGCCGCUGCCGGUCCACCAGCCGCCCUGCCACGCGAGCGCCAGUAACGCGUCCAUGAACUCAGUCUCGACCGCCGAGACGAAGCCGAGCAGUGCGGCGCUGGGUGGCGCCUCCCCAGUCGAUUCUCCCUCCUCGACGUUCGAAAAGCGCCAGUCGUGCGCCUCAUUCGGCAAUCACUCUCACUCCAAGUCUAGCAGUAAUCUGACCGACUCGACGGGCAAAUCGUCACAGACGUCUCAGCCGGCCGCUGACGCUUCGCCGACUCCGGCGGCCGUCUCUGGCGGGCUGUCGUUCACUCAGCAGCUGCAGCGAUGUCGGCGGCGCGGCGGUCGGCCCGUGGAGACCUCCACCGUCGCCGAGUCGCCGCCGUGCAGCCCGGCGGAGCGGCGCUCCACGCCCGUCAGUCCGCAGGCGCACCUGCCGCUCAUCUACGCGGACCCUCACGACUCGCGCGCGCCGUCGGCUGCCGUGCGACCACGCACAUCGGCACCGUUCACAUUCGACCAGAACGAGCACAUGCGUAUCAUUCUGGGAACCAAGAGUGGCAGCAGCUCGGUUUCCUCAGAGUCGCGGCCGCGCCGCGGGCUGGCCGCCCAGGCCAACUCGGGUCUCAAGGCGGGUGCGGCGGCGCUGCGUGCGCGAGCGGCUCCCUCCAAACAGAGGGCGUCUGCGCUGGCCUCUGACGGCUCCUCCAACGGGUUUCACCUGCGCCGAGAGACGCCACUAUAGCAGCGCCGGGCUCGGGCUGAUCCUCCCGCCGCCUGUGGUGGCGCCCGUCCUGACCCGCCGGCCGGCGGUGGCCGCCCCGUGCCCUCCACCGCCGCCCCUGAGCGGCCCAGCCGGCCCCGUCGUCCGGACCGCCUCCCGAAACGGUCUCUGUGUUUCUAGUCUGCAUCUGCGGCGCCGGGCGCCACUGUUUCGUUUGCAUAAUUUAUUUAGUGUGGGCCCCAGUGCGGGGCCCGGUGGUGUCCCUGUGCCCCGGUGACCGGCCAGCGUCGGUCACCGGGUGAAUCAUGGGCCGUUGGCCCCUGGCCGGUCCUUUCCGGCACGGGCCGAGCGGCGUCUCUCAGCGUCCUCUAGCAAUACUGGUGUGUCUGUGUAUAGCUGUAUCGUGCCCUAACCUGCACUGCCUUUACCACAGCCGAGCCAGGCGCCGGAUCGGCGGCACGCUUCAACCGCUACUGCUUGUCGCACAUACCGUGUAGGCUGGUGCAUUGUGUGGUAGCCGCUCAGAGUAGAAUCAUGUGGCGGACGAACGAUCUAUAGGCGGUGAUCCUCCAAAUAGGGACACUUUUGGGAUGGGAUCAUCCCUGCCUGCACUUUCCCCAUACAUACAGAUAUAGUGUUGUAUGCUUUUUGUGUGACAGUGACCUGAGGUCUUCAGUGUUGAUUAAAUGUGUCUCUUCAUUCUGCUUACAGUGGAUAGGUUUAGAUGCUUGUUUAUUGAUAUUCACUGACGCUUACUUAGUAGGUAUAUUCACCGGCAACGGGUAAAACACUGAAUCAAAUAAACCAUACACCGCUGUG
This is a messenger RNA of Amphibalanus amphitrite, 5187 nucleotides long. RefSeq names its product ankyrin repeat domain-containing protein 50-like. The coding region runs from base 199 to 4389 and encodes 1396 amino acids. The record is from RefSeq and is a predicted model, not a curated record. NCBI's taxonomy places the organism in Eukaryota, Metazoa, Arthropoda, Thecostraca, Balanomorpha, Balanidae. Gene Ontology annotation, molecular function: protein binding. The transcript is spliced from 5 exons.